AUGGAUCGUAAAUCUCGAACAUCAAGAUCAGCCACACUAGAAGAAGCUAAUGAGGAGUUCAAUCUAUGGAAAGAAAUCUGCACAUCUCUAGUGAAACUAGAAGACAUUCAAAAGGAUGCAGAUGUAGCUCUUACAAAUAUCAACAAAUGCCAUCUCUCAUUGAACUUUGACGAAGGCAAGUUUGAUAUAUUUCUUCUUCUUCUUAUUUGGCUUAUGAUUAUUAGUAUUGCAUUUACAGUAGCACAAAGACUCAAAGAAUAUUAUCACAGUGGUAUCAACCUCACAACUACUGAGAUCAAGACAAUCAAGGAUAUCAUUGAAAAGAUUACAGUAUUGAUUGGUUUACGAGAUGCUUCUGAAUAUGUCAAUGUUUUUGAUCCAAAGAGAAGAAAACGAAAAGUAGAACCAGAUGAGCUCAAGGUGAGCAAUCCAGCUUCGAAAUCCAGCUUGCCAACCGCAGGACCGACCAAAAAGACAAAAAUGAGUACGAAUGGCAUCUUUCCUCCUGGUACAUCUGUAGCUGCACGACAAAUGCAGCAAAAAGGAAAAGCGGAAGAAUGGAUACUUGCAGUAGUAAUUGCUUACAUUCCAGACAAGGGCAGAUAUCACGUUGAAGACGUAGAUCAAGAAGAGAAUGGCGCCAAACCGCGGUAUAUGCUUGCUCCUCGACACAUUAUUCCAGUACCUGAAGGGUCCGAAGUACAUGACUUGGCUGAGCUGAAUACAGGAAAAGAUGUAUUGGCUCUUUAUCCGGGUACGACGUGCUUUUAUCGAGCAAGCGUGAUUGCACCUCCAAGCAAGAACAAAGAGGUUGGUCGUCAAGGAAAUUACAAAGUCCAAUUUGAAGAUGACAAUGAUGAGUUCAAGUACGUGAUGCCUGAACAUGUACUUGAAUUCCCAAAAACCAAAUAA
Molecule: messenger RNA, 912 nt
Organism: Phycomyces blakesleeanus NRRL 1555(-)
Lineage: Eukaryota; Fungi; Mucoromycota; Mucoromycetes; Mucorales; Phycomycetaceae
Exons: 9
Coding region: 1-912 (303 amino acids)
Cellular component (GO): SAGA complex
Source: RefSeq, a predicted model, not a curated record